CGCGCACCUGAUAAGUCAGCUGACAUACUCGAGUGACUUUUCGCCGCAGCUUCAGUGGGGAAGAAGAAGAAGAAUCGGCUGCAGCUGUCUGUUGACCCUAAGUACAAGAGAUUUUCACACGCUGCUGCCGGCACGGGAACAUGACAACUCUAAAUCUGUAAAGAAAAGAAAAAGAAAGGACGGGUCGAGGAGCAAAGCCGCUGCGUUUUUAGAAAACUACACGUCGCUGUGCAGCAGUAAAGGAAAUACAAUCCGGAGAUGACGCCGAAUGGAAGAUCACUCCUUAACAUUAUUAUUUUGGGCUUUAGCUUUAUGUUUAUAUUCACUGCCUUUCAGACGUGCGGUAACGUUGAGCAAACGGUCAUCAAAAGUCUAAAUGCUACAGACUUCCAAGGCAGUGGAUAUACUAGUCUGGCUAUUAUUUAUGGCGUAUUCUCAGCUUCCAACCUUAUUUCCCCCUCCGUUGUGGCUAUUUUAGGACCACAGAUAUCCCUGUUUUUAAGUGGACUGGUUUACAGCUUCUACAUUGCAAUCUUUAUACACCCUCUAACUUGGACAUUCUACACAGCAUCUGUACUGGUUGGAAUUGCAGCUGCAGUGCUCUGGACUGCACAAGGGAACGUGCUGACCAUCAAUUCCAAAGACACGACAAUCGGCAGGAACAGUGGCAUCUUCUGGGCUUUGCUACAGUUCAGCUUAUUCUUUGGGAACCUAUACAUUUACUUAGCUUGGCGUGGAAAAUCUCACAUUUCAGACGUUGACCGCCGGACAGUUUUCAUCAGCCUCACAGUCAUCAGUCUGGUUGGCGGCUUCCUCUUCUUCCUCAUUCGGAAUCCCGAGCCACUGAAUGAGCCAUCUGAAAGCACCGACUCGCUGCUCAAUGCUGACGUAGAAGAGAGCAACAACAGCGCCGUCCAGUCUGCAACACUGGGGCGAACCUCUCAGGCAGUCGAGGCCUUUAAAAAAGCACUCCAGGUGUCUGUGAAGAAGGAAAUGUUGCUGCUGAGUCCCUCAAUUUCAUACUCAGGUCUGGAGAUGACGUUCUUCAGUGGGGUGUACGGGACUUGCAUCGGAGCCAUGAAUCUCUUGGGAGAUGACGCCAAAGGACUCAUCGGCCUGUCUGGUAUCUUUCUUGGGAUUGGAGAGAUUCUGGGCGGAGGGGUAUUUGGCAUGCUGAAUAAGUGCAGUCGUUUUGGGAGGAACCCCGUUGUCCUGCUGGGUCUCAUCACCCACUUGCUUGCCUUCUACUUGAUCUUCUUGAACAUUGCUUCAGAUGCCCCCAUUGCCCCUGAGGAAGGCACCAACCAGCAGGCCUACAUGUCACCCAGCACGGAGGUGGCACUUUUGUGUAGUUUCCUACUGGGAUUUGGUGACAGUUGUUUCAACACCCAGCUGCUGAGCAUUGUGGGCUUCACAUUUCCGCAGGACAGCGCCCCAGCCUUUGCUGUUUUUAAAUUCAUUCAGUCCAUCAGUGCGGCUGUGGCUUUCUCUUACAGCAACUACCUCCUUCUACACUGGCAGCUCCUCAUUCUGGUGUUAUCUGGGGUCUUGGGCACUGUCACCUUCUUCGCAGCUGAGAGGAUCGCCGUGGUGAACCACAGGGACUCGGAUUACGACAGCAUCUAAGCUGAGGGCAUGUGGCGCCUCGUCUCCUCUUGGCAGAGUCCUUGGCCAAUUAGUCUGCUAGUCAUUAAAUAAGAGUUGCUGCUACUGGACACUGGUAAUGGAGCACCUUGGGAUGUGAGCUUUUUUUUUUUUUUCCAUCCAUGCAUGAUGUGGACCCCACAAUUGCUCCAUUGGCCCAUGGGGACCAUUUACAUUUUGUCCUUUUUCCACCAUAUCUACAGGGGUGGGGGGCUUAAUGUGGCUUUCCUAACCCAAAGCUUGUGACUCAAAAGAAUUCCUUCCUGGGACUAAUCGGCUUCUUGGGAAACAGAAACCGAAAUGGAAGGUAAUCCUCGGCCCUGUAGUUUCAAGUUACGAUACGUGAUGUUUGCCCCAUGGCUGCCAAUGACCCCUUGCAGUAGUUCAGCCCACAAUCUCAUCUGAUCAGUCAACAAGAAAAGCCCACCCGCCACAAAACUGGGUGCUGCCAAGCGGCUUGGAAGAAAUAUUUGCUGCUGGUCCUGACCAUCCAUCGUCGAUUGUGGUGACAGUGGGUGGCCUACUAAAUAUCUUAGUGUCACUUUACUUUAUUUUGGCAUUCGCAACCUUGGCACAAAUGGGUAACACCUGCCCCAGGGGGGUUGCUUCAUCGAGAUGGCUCUUGGAUGUGGGCAUCACUGGCAUCACACAACGUCUUUGUGGCGUAAAGCCCAAGUCCUGUGAAAGAGAGGGUUUCACUGCCAGGGGUGCUGCUUUGUGGAUUGUGCCCACACAUUUCUCUGACACGUCCAGAGUCCAGAUGACCAAUCACUGACGGGAGUGAAUGUGCUGCUGGUCUUUAGCCCCCUUGUUCACCGAUGACGUGUUCCCCAGUUUUAAGUUUUGAAGUUACUGACACACCCGGCACCAUGGCGCGACUCGAAUGGCUUGCAGGUCUUGCGGACGCCCUUUCUUUUCUCAGUCCCACCUGUUGCACAUGGCUGUUGUUUUAAUUUUAAUUUUUUUUUUUUUAUAUAUAUAAAGUGAAGCCGGUCCAUGUGCCUCGCGAAUAUUAAAAGAGGACUGAAGCUUGAAAGCAAAGCCCCCUGUGGUUCCCAGCUUGUACUCUCCGUAGCUCCGUGUGGGAGGCACAAUCCGGCCGACCAGUUUUUCCGCUCUGUGACCUUCUUUCCAAUCUGACGGUGCUUGGGCUUCUCCAGGCAUGUGACUAUCGACUCAAAAGUUUCAUCAUUUUUUUUUUACUUUUUCCUGCAUUAAUACCACAUCCACUACGGGCUGGCGUGACCGCUGUUGGCACCCAUCUACUCCUCCCGCACUUUUCACUUGGCAAGAGUGAGUCGGAUUUUCUCCUCCGUGGAUGUUGAAAUCAGCUUUGACUCCACAUCACAAGUGUGUCAGCUUCUUCUUUUCAAAAUUAUGGAAUUCAAUAACAAAAAGUAAUUUGUGUGGGCAGCUAUUCUGCACGCUUUGUUUUUUGCUUAUCUUCUAGUCACUUGCAAGCAGACAACCCAUCAAUGGAGGCGUCCAAAUGUGAACGAGCAUCAGAAUUAAAAUGGUCACAGCACCCCAGGGGUUUGGGCUAAAAUCUCCAAAGUGCUGCUGACACCCGCCAUGCUGAAUGAUUACUGGCCAUUGGCUAACACAGAGCCCGGCCUUAGUGAAAUGACCAAAAAUGGUUCAAGCCAAACACGACUGGGAUGUCUGGGAGUUCACUGCUCAUUCGUUAGUGCAAAUCCAGCUGUUGGACUUUUUAAAGAAAAGGGAGAUAAAGGCGCUGAUCAUUUUAGUGUGCAAUUCAGUGAAUUCACGACUGGACCCUUUUUACGUUUUUUUUUUUCUCUCUUUUUAUGAAUAAAACAACACUGUGAUUAUUUGAUGAUGUACCGGAAA
This is a messenger RNA of Polypterus senegalus (gray bichir), 3495 nucleotides long. RefSeq names its product major facilitator superfamily domain containing 11 (gene mfsd11). The transcript has 14 exons. The record is from RefSeq and is a predicted model, not a curated record. NCBI's taxonomy places the organism in Eukaryota, Metazoa, Chordata, Cladistia, Polypteriformes, Polypteridae. Bases 259 to 1626 code for a protein of 455 amino acids.